AUGGCAGAACCAUCGUUUGGAUUUUGGGUAUCAGAUAACUUCUAUGAGCUCGACCCUGCCUACCACCAUCCAGACAAGCGGAGGGCCGUCCUCUUUCCUGAUGACGUAGCCUUCACCGAUUGUGGCUCGAUCAUUCUGCUCUCCAUCACCACGACCACCAAGGCUAUCCUUGCCAUUUACUUGGCUCGGUAUAAUACAGGAGACGAUAACGUCCCGUACGACCCCAGCUUGGCUCGCUGUCAAGCUGUUUUGGUGAACGGGCCAUGGACCGAGAUUUCGAUUGUUUCGUGUGGAGUGCAAGACGGUAUAUUCGAGUUGUCGUACGCGAAAUAUGUGGUAAAGAUGGGGCUUGAAGCUCCGUGGGUGACCGAGGCGGUGAUGGAAAAUCGGCCAGAGCAGGGGACGGCCGAUACGCCUGGAUUUGGGAUGCUAUUGUAUAAUCUGCGCCUUAGUAACAGCACGUAA
This is a messenger RNA of Desarmillaria tabescens, 465 nucleotides long. RefSeq lists its product as uncharacterized. The record is from RefSeq and is a predicted model, not a curated record. The transcript is spliced from 5 exons. Lineage: Eukaryota; Fungi; Basidiomycota; Agaricomycetes; Agaricales; Physalacriaceae. Bases 1 to 465 code for a protein of 154 amino acids.